This is a messenger RNA of Drosophila kikkawai, 686 nucleotides long. It is a transcript of the gene Vha14-2, whose product is annotated as Vacuolar H[+] ATPase 14kD subunit 2. Gene Ontology annotation, biological process: proton transmembrane transport. The record is from RefSeq and is a predicted model, not a curated record. Gene Ontology annotation, cellular component: proton-transporting V-type ATPase, V1 domain; membrane. Gene Ontology annotation, molecular function: proton-transporting ATPase activity, rotational mechanism. NCBI's taxonomy places the organism in Eukaryota, Metazoa, Arthropoda, Insecta, Diptera, Drosophilidae.
UAUGCUGGCUUCCAUUCUCAGUACUUACUGUCAGUGGACUUUCGUCUGUUAAUAUUUAUUAAUACUAAUCUUUGAUCUCUAAAAAUGAAUAAUGCAAUUAGUGUGUCGUCCCUAGAAACGGAGGAUGUGGAGAAACUGUUGGCUGUGAUCGGGGAUGAGGACACUUGCGUGGGCUUCAUGCUGGCCGGAAUAGGGGAAGUCGACGAGAAUCGGGAGGCCAACUUCAUGGUGGUUGAUAAGCGCACAACCCCUGCCCAAAUCGAAGCCUCUUUCAAGAAGUUCCUGGCUCGCCCCGACAUCGCCAUCAUUCUGAUCAGUCAGGAGAACGCGGACUUGAUUCGGCCCAUUGUCGAUGCCCAUCUAUUGGCCGUACCCUCUGUGAUUGAGAUUCCCUCGAAGCAGCAUCCCUACGAUGCCUCCAAGGACUCGAUUCUGAAGCGGGCCCGCGUGAGUAUCAUGUUGCAGGGGACUCUGUCCAGUCUGUACUUAGACCACGGACCCACAGGGCAUUAUGAGUCCGCCCAAGAGGCGCAACUAGCUAACUCAACUUUCGCAAUCAGUUCUGGGAACGCUGUGAGGGGCUAAUGAAGGAUUUGCAUACAUAGUUCUUGCAUGCAUACCAAAUGCCGAUGCUACAAAGUCGAUUGAAGAGAAAAUAAAGUUCACACACAUCGAUACACACCCAA